AUGUCUUAUCGUGAGGUCGAGGCAAAAAUCUCUAAUGUCGCUGCUGGUUUACGAGAUAUAGCGAAUGGCGACGACCACAAGGUGGUCAUCUUUGCCGAAACGCGUGCUCAUUGGUUAAUCACAGCUCUAGCGUGUUUCCGCACAAAUAUACCCAUCGUCACAGUAUAUGCUACCCUCGGUGAAGACGUGAGAAUUGAUGAAACUGGAUCGACGAUUUUGGUGACAUCAGCAGAACUGCUGGGAAAAAUCAAUAAUCUCGGAAAACGUUGUCACUCUUUACGCACGUUGAUCUACUUCCCACCAGUGAACAAAGAGGCACCUGCUCCAGAUUUGUCGCCAUUCAGGUUCUGA
Molecule: messenger RNA, 351 nt
Organism: Strongylus vulgaris
Lineage: Eukaryota; Metazoa; Nematoda; Chromadorea; Rhabditida; Strongylidae
Source: the annotation of a GenBank genome assembly